AAUUUAGUUACUGAAAAUAUUUUUUUUGUAUUUCAGAUUUGCUUAACUAAGGAUGAAAUUGAACAUAUGUCAAAAGACGAUUUAAUCAAAAAGUGGUUCCUACAGGAACAAUAUGUUGAAGCUCUUGAAGCUAGAACAAAUGAUAUUGGGGAGAAUUUGGAACUUGUUAGUUUAAGAGAAUCAGAAGAGAAACUUAAACAACAACAGUUAGAAGCCACCAGACGUGAAAAUAUUUUGGUCAUGCGUCUUACUACAAAAGAACAAGAAAUGCAGGAUUACGCUGUAAGUAAUUUGUUUAUUGUUAAUUAUAAAUGGUGCAUUUUAAAUCAUCAUGAAAUAUUUAUAAAAUAAAAAUAUCUUCAAAUGU
Molecule: messenger RNA, 367 nt
Organism: Centruroides sculpturatus (bark scorpion)
Lineage: Eukaryota; Metazoa; Arthropoda; Arachnida; Scorpiones; Buthidae
Product: pre-mRNA-splicing regulator WTAP-like
Exons: 3
Coding region: 67-351 (94 amino acids)
Biological process (GO): regulation of alternative mRNA splicing, via spliceosome
Cellular component (GO): nucleus
Source: RefSeq, a predicted model, not a curated record